UCUCUCUGCACAGCUAUGGUGCUGUGUCGCCUCAACUGUUCCCGCCCAUCCACUCACUCCCUUUCCGGUGCACCCUCGUUCAGCACUGGCUUCCGGUGGAGCCGGGCUUUGAACCCCGGAACUCAGAGCAGCAGCGCCCGCCUCCCUGGCGCUCUGGGCGCCUGUCUGCCCGCAGCGCUGUCCAAUGGGAAGCCGCAGAAGCGGGAGUGCCGGAGGUCCCCCAAUCAGAGCUCGGGGGCGGGGCCGCUCGCCGCCCCGCCCCGCCCCGCCGCCGUCCCGUCCCUCGGAGCGGGUCUGCGCCGCCCCGUCCCGGUUCCCGCGACAUUGUGCUGCGUUCGCUGCGACCGGGCUGGGACGCAGAGCGGCGAGUGCGUUGAUCUCCGCGCCCGCAGGAUGCCGGGGGCAGCGGAGGGACGACGGGACUCGGCCCAGGAAGCCUCGGCCGCAGGGCAGCCGCGCUGUGCCGCCCCCCCGCCCCCGUGCCGGCUGUGCCCGCCGCGCCCCCCGCUCGUGCUCGUCCUCCGCCCCCCGCCCCCGCCCCCGCCCAGCCUCCCGCUCGCUGCCUCCCUCUCUCCCCUUCUCCCUCUGCUCCCUCUCCCUGCCCCUCCGCCUCUCCCUCUCUCUCCCUUUCUCUCUGGAACAAAGCAAAGAGAAGCAGCCGGCGGCCCUGGGAAGCCUGCGCCGGCAUGUGAGGCCCUGCAGGUCUGGAGCUCACUGCAGCCCAACGGGCAGCCUCCGGCUCCGGCUCCGGCUCCGGCUCCGGGGUCGAGUCCUCGCGGUGACAUGUUGGAGGAGGCGCCCCGGGCCCGGAGCAGACUGAGAGCCCUCUGGGAUGCCUGCGAGGGGCGCAGCCCGAGCCUUCUGGGCUUGUAACCAGGGGCCCCACCUGCGGAGGUCUGUCCAUCUCUCUGCCUCUACUUCCCUUUCCCUGCUCAGUCUCUAUCCGGUCAAAUAAGUAAAUGAAUAUUAAAAUACGGUAUUAAUUCACAAUGUCACCGUAGAGUAUACAUCAUCACGCACGAGGACGGGGUUCGGGCCCCCAGUCCUCACCUGCAGGGGGGAAGCUUCACAAACGGUGAGGCAGGGCUGCAGGAGUCUCUGGCUCCCCUCGCGCUCGCUUUCAGCCUCCAAGUAAUAAACGGGAAGGAACGGC
This is a messenger RNA of Erinaceus europaeus (western European hedgehog), 1153 nucleotides long. RefSeq names its product lysine-specific demethylase 6B-like. The coding region runs from base 16 to 873 and encodes 285 amino acids. The record is from RefSeq and is a predicted model, not a curated record. The transcript has 3 exons. Lineage: Eukaryota; Metazoa; Chordata; Mammalia; Eulipotyphla; Erinaceidae.